This is a messenger RNA of Gryllus bimaculatus (two-spotted cricket), 1205 nucleotides long. Lineage: Eukaryota; Metazoa; Arthropoda; Insecta; Orthoptera; Gryllidae. The record is from the annotation of a GenBank genome assembly.
CGAAGCUGCGGAGUUCGCAACGAGCAAUGCAGGCGAAGGCGAGCGAAUUGUACGUUGGCAAGUAUUCAUUGCAUUUUGGUGCGAUACAUUCACCGGAUUAUAUUUUUUAUAAGUUUAAACCACGCAAUUGAUACUAUGCCAGGUAGGUGUGGCAAAGUUGCGCAUAAAAAUUUUGUUAAAAGACUUUUAUUAACCAAACAGCAAGACGUAAUUUCGUUACUGUAUUUUGGUAUUUGAAAGUAAAAUAUAAAAACGAAAGUGGCCAAGGUGGACUCCGAACUUUAAUGUGAAGUAUCUUAUUUAUUUGAGUAUUACUUUCAUGAACUUCAUCAAAUUCUUCGUUAAAAAUUAUACCUGUAGACUCAGAUGCAUGUGGUAACUGAACAUUGUUGGGUCUAAUAUUGAAGUCACGUCUGAAUCAAUUAAGAUUACAAAUGUGUCCAGAGUAACUUACAAUAUACCCACUUCUUAGUAUGCUUUAAACACUGAAGUCGGUACUGAAAGAUAAUGAGGACGGAAAACCUGUGGUUAAUGGUAAUGAACCCAAAGAGAAACAAUCAUCUUUUAGAGAUCAGGUAGAUUUGGGGAAGGAUGUUCAUUCAUGCACCAAAAAGCUCAUGAAGGCAAAGUUCAUUUAGGAAAAAAAUGUCAGGGAGCAUCUCAGACAAUCACAACGCAUAUUUUUUUCAAAGCAUCCUCUUGUUUGUACAGAAUACUGAAGGAAAUGAAUUUGGAUUGAAAAAGAGACACUCUCUAGUGUCUUGGCAACAACAGAUCCAGAAGAUUACAAUAAUGGAGGUGGAACCUGCCAAAUUGACUUGGUUAGCUGAAGCCCCACCAGCUGGCAGCAAUCUGCAACUGAGAAUAUGGGCCAUUGACUACAGAAGACUUCUUGACUGCAAAUCUCUGCCCAUCCUAGGAAUUGGUGACUAACAAAAUUAUUCAAAUCUGGAAAAGACCUUGAAGAUGUGAAUAGGUACCCAAAGUUCAGUCUACUUCUGAUACUCAACAAAUUGUUAGAAUGUUUCUUAACUCUGAUGGACAACUUUAAUGACCUAUGUUUUCAAAGCAGCACAAUUUGGCUUCUAUCGUUUGCACAUUACAAAGACCUUACAGAUUAAACCACAAAUACCGAUGUUAUUGUCUGAAUUCUUUAAUGCCCUUGCCUAUGUUAAUUUUGAAACUCUGCUACUAAAAAUGAAGCC